Molecule: messenger RNA, 3453 nt
Organism: Penaeus monodon (black tiger shrimp)
Lineage: Eukaryota; Metazoa; Arthropoda; Malacostraca; Decapoda; Penaeidae
Gene: FER
Product: tyrosine-protein kinase Fer-like
Biological process (GO): protein phosphorylation
Molecular function (GO): ATP binding; protein tyrosine kinase activity
Source: RefSeq, a predicted model, not a curated record
UCGUUACAGGAAUUUUGGAUUAUUUUUUUUCAAAGAAAAGGUGUGUAUAUAUGUGGAGUUAUAUUACCCCGUGAGGUCGUGUUGUCAAUACAGUUUAACUGCCUUUGAUAAUGAAUGUCAUGCGAAAUACCUCGGGAGGAAUAAUGUCUUGCAGUGAACAGAAAACGGAGUGCAGUGAAGGUCAUUUGAAGGGUAACUAAACAAUACUCCAGACAAGAAAUUAAACCCGGCGAAUGGACUAGUCACUGUGAAGGGAAAUCAGCCCUGCUCAAGGUGACAGCGCCAUUGUCUGUGUUAUAUAUAUUGUAUUUUUUUUUCUCCUAUAUUCUAUUAUCACUGGAUUAAACAUGAAAAAAAUGUCAAUGAAAUUUAGAAAACCCAAAAUGAUCUCGUAGUCCCCGCCAAAAGUAUAAGGGAAAGGAAAGAAGACGGGCACGAGCAUCUAUAGAUUCCAAUGACAAUGAAAAACACGAAUUCGAACGGCCGGAGCUCAAGCGGGAGCAGUGGGCGAAGCGGGCACAGCAGGAGCGGGAAUGGAAGCGGAAGGAGCAGUAAAAGCGGAAGCAGUAGGAGUAGGAACAGCGACGCGAGGAGGGAGAGCGUGCGACAGGAUUCUCUGACAUCCUACGGGGACGACGAGUCUGCGAGCUUCAAGAGGUCUGUGAUGGGGUUCAGCGCGUCCCUGCAGGGAGAGCAGAGCCACGCCGCGCUCUUGGCUCGCCAGGACGCCGAACUGCGGCUCCUGGACACGAUGCGGCGCGUGCUCGUCGCCAGAGCCAAGUGCGAUCGGGACUACGCGGCGGCGCUCACCCAGCUGGCGCACACGGCGGCCAAGAUGGAUGCGUCCGAUAACGUGCUCGACGACUCCGAUUUGCAUAAGGCAUGGCAUAUCAUGGUGGAAGGUCUGGACGAAUGGAGUAACAUCAUGAGGCAAAACGCGGACACCCUCGUCAUAGACACGGUGGAGAAACUGGCCGCCCUCAUCACGGAGAAGAGGGCGUCGAGGAAGGUCUACUAUGAGGAACACCAGAGGAUUACGAAUGAGGUGUCGAGGUUACAAGAAGCAGUCAACAAGUCAAAAAAUAAUUAUGAACAGGCCCUUGAACACUACAAGAGCUCAAAAACCAAAUAUGAAGAUCAGUAUCUAAAAGGCAAACCGGGUCGCAAACUCGACGAGCUUAAGGAGAGAUAUCAAAAAGCGUGCAAGAAACUUCACCAAGUCCACAACGACUAUGUCCUCCUGCUCUGUGAAGCUGCAGACUACGAGAGGGACUUUCGGACAGUGCUCUUGCCUGGUCUGCUCGAGUACCAGGAAAGAGUACAGGAAGAUAUGAUUGAUAAAUGGCGAUCAAUAUUAGCAGAGGUGUGUGAACUAACAGACACAACCCAAGGCCGAUACGCACAGCUCCAGGCAGAAGUGGCAUCGGCAGUUUCAGCAAUAUCCCCCAAGACAGAAUAUUCAAUUUUUUCAGAGACCAACAAGAGCAUGCUGCCUGAUCCCGUCUCCUUCGCUUUCUGCAAGGAUCUUUUAGGGAGUUCGCCCCCAGAUCCUGUAUCCUUCGAGUUCUGCAAUGAACUCUUGGGAGAUGGUGUAGGAUCUCUCCAGGCAGGUCAGCUGGCCGUAGACUCGCUCACUGUAGACUCCUUACGCCUACGGCUCAAUGACAUCGAACACAGCUUACGCGAGGUCACGACGCAGCUCCGAGAGAAACAGAAUCUCCUCAACCAGCACGAGACUGAAGUUGUUAAUAUCAAGACAAAUUCUCUGCAAGACAGUAACAUUGCCUCAAGGUUACCAGUUCUAAAAAGGGCAAGUGAUGUGUUACGCCGUGAACUGAAUGAAUUGCGAUGUCGUGAGUCAUGGUUACAGCACCAACACCGCCUCAUCCACGACCCCCUGGCAGCUCUAGGGUGCGAGGAAGCCCCCCAGCCUUGGGAAGCAACGCAAGUUAACGGAGAUUCGGGCUACCGUUCUAGGUCAUUACUGUCUUUGAACUUUGCGGGCCUCAGGUCUAAUUCCAUUUUCGCUCUCAAUUUUCUGCACCAACGCUCGGACUCCCUCUCCCUGAAGUCCCGAUCGGCAGCAAUAAAGGAACUCUUACGAAAGCCUUUCAAUCGAAGUAAGACGAGCGACUCCCAAGCCUCCACGCCUCCAACCCCAACAAGAGCCAACACGGAAGAGAGAGCCACGGAACCCGACCAACACUCGCUUUUGGAAAUGACGCCUGGUGGUCAGGCUGAGGUCCCACAGGCCGUUAAUGGAGUGCAGGAACUGACGUACGACCCAGACCGAUGCCUAGAGGACGAGCCAUGGUUCCACGGUGUGCUGCCCAGGGAGGAAGUAGUUCGGCUCCUGGUCAAUGAAGGGGACUAUCUUGUCAGGGAAACAACGCGGAAUGACGAGCAGCAGAUUGUCCUCUCCGUGUGUUGGGGCUCUCACAAACAUUUCAUUGUGCAGACGACUCCUGAAGGACAUUAUCGGUUUGAAGGACCAGCUUUCCCAACGAUCCAGGAACUGAUUCUUCACCAGCACGGAUGUGGAUUGCCGGUCACAAACAAGUCAGGUGCUAUUCUCCGCAACCCCAUAUUCAGAGAGAGGUGGGAACUGAACAACGAUGAUGUGGAAUUACGGGAUAAGAUAGGCAGGGGUAACUUUGGUGAUGUGUAUAAGGCGCGUUUACGGGACUCAGGAUUAGAGGUAGCUGUCAAGACUUGCCGAGUGACAUUGCCAGAUGAACAGAAAAAGAAAUUCUUACAAGAAGGACGCAUUUUGAAGCAAUAUGAUCACCCUAACAUUGUCAAAUUCAUUGGCAUUUGCGUUCAGAAACAGCCUAUCAUGAUUGUCAUGGAAUUGGUGCCUGGUGGCUCUCUGCUGAGUUUUGUGCGGAACCAUAAGGGUCAGCUGACAGUGAAGCAGAUGAUGGGAAUGUGCCUCGACACCGCUUCAGGCAUGGCUUACCUCGAGUCGAAGAACUGCAUUCAUAGAGACUUGGCGGCAAGGAACUGUCUUGUGGGUCAUCGAAGCAUUGUCAAGAUUUCAGACUUCGGUAUGUCAAGAGAAGAAGAAGAAUACAUUGUCAGCGACGGCAUGAAACAGAUUCCAAUCAAGUGGACGGCUCCUGAAGCUCUGAAUUUUGGCAAGUACACAUCAUUGUGUGAUGUGUGGAGCUAUGGUGUGCUAUGCUGGGAAAUCUUUUCAUCAGGAGAGGUUCCUUAUCAGGGUUAUUCCAACACAAAGGCUCGAGAGAUGAUUGAUUCAGGUUACAGGAUGUUGGCACCACCCAACACCCCAGAGGAAAUGUACCAGCUGAUGCUAAAGUGCUGGCAGUACGAACCGGAAAACAGGCCACACUUCUCGGAUAUUUAUGCUGCCGUCGAUAGUAUAUAUGCCCCAUUAUAGUGACGUGCUUUUUUUUGGUAAUAGUAAGAUGAAUAAGGAUCCAUUAUAUUAAU